GGCUUGGGGGAAAGUUGUGGAAGGGGGUGAUAAGGGCCUGUGUCGGGAAGGAGACUGUUCACUGGGUCACAUGAGCCCCUAUCAGGCUGGCAUUUCCUCUCCAUCCUCUUCCUGCCCCUGACCAGCCCUCUCUGGAGCUGGAAAAAGGACCGAGUCACACCCUGGAAGAAGCUCUGUGCCUUCGGAGGUUUUUCUACCUGCCUGUCCCCAUGACUCUCUUCCUCUUGCUGCUCCUGCUGCCAAGCCCCUCACGCCCCCAAUCCCCUUGUGAGAUUUCCAAAGUGGCCAACAUGUUGGAAGUGAACUGUGAUGAUCUGGGGCUGAAGGCACUGCCUCCAGAUUUGCCAGCAGACACGGCCAUCCUCCACCUGGGCAAGAACUCCUUGAGCACCUUCUCCAUGGCGCCCCUGGUGCCUCUGACUCGCCUUACUCAGCUGCACAUGGAGAACAGCCAGCUGGCCAGCCUGCAGGCUGAUGGGGUGCUGCCACUGCUGGAGAUCCUGGAAAUACCCCACAAUAAGUUGACAAGCCUGCCCUUGCUAGGAGAGGCACUGCCAGCACUCACUACCCUGGAUGUCUCCCACAACAAGCUGGGCUCAUUGUCUCCUGGUGCCCUGAGUGGCCUAAGCCAACUCCAUGAGCUCCGCCUGCGUGGCAAUAAGCUGAAGAUUCUGCCACCCGGGCUCCUGGCACCCACACCCCAGCUCAGGAAGCUCGAUCUGGCUGACAACCAGUUGACAGAGGUUCCCCCUGGGCUCCUGGAUGGGUUGCAGGAGCUUGACACCCUCUUCCUCCAAGGGAACUGGCUGCGCACCAUACCAGAGGGCUUCUUUGGGGAUCUCCUCCUGCCUUUUGCUUUUCUCCAUAACAACCCCUGGUACUGCGACUGUAGCAUCCUUUAUUUCCGUCUCUGGCUGCGAGACAAUGAAAACAAUGUCUACACAUGGAUGGAAGGUGUGGAUGUCAAGGCCAUGACCCCCAAUGUGAGGAGUGUGCGAUGCAUCAAUGAGGCCAAGACACCCAUUAUUGACUACUCAAAAAAGGACUGCCUCUCUCCGACUGGUGGGGAUUACACCGACGACUAUGAUGAUAGCUCUGAAGUCGGGAGUAAUACGGCGCCUACAAGGGCUGUCGUCACCAACACCAAAGCCAAAACAACCCACUGGGGCCUGCUCUACUCAGAAUCUGCUGCUUCUCUACACAGUCAAAUGCCCUACUUGCCUUCAACCCAAGAAUCCACUAAGAAACAGACCACAUUCCCAACCACCAGAGAACCCAUCACAUUCUCCAAAACUCCAAAACCCACUAUUGAACCUACCACAACCCCAACCACCCCAACUCCUACCACCCCAGAACCCACCACAACCCCACCCACCCCAGAACCCACAACCCCGACCACCCCAGAACCUACAACCCCACUCACAACCUUGACCACCCCAGAACCUACAGCCCCACCCACAACCCUGACCACCCCAGAACCUACAGCCCCACCCACAACCCUGACCACCCCAGAACCUACAGCCCCACCCACAACCUCGACCACCCCAGAACCUACAGCCCCACCCACAACCCUGACCACCCCAGAACCUACAGCCCCACCCACAACCUCGACCACCCCAGAACCUACAGCCCCACCCACAACCCUGACCACCCCAGAACCUACAGCCCCACCCACAACCCCGACCACCCCAGAACCUACAGCCCCACCCACAACCUCGACCACCCCAGAACCUACAGCCCGACCCACAACCCCGACCACCCCUGAACCCACCACAACCCCAACCACCCCCAAACCCACCACAAUCCAGACCAUCUCAGAACCAACAAUACUUUCAACCACCACAGAAUCCACCUCACUCCCUAUGUUAGAAUCCACAAUCAUCCUUAAAUUUGGUGACCUCGCAAAGGUCCGUGGGGUGUCUCAAGGGAAUGUGGACAGCUCCAGAAACGACCCUUUUCUCAACCCUGACUUUUGCUGUCUCUUCCCCCUGGGCUUCUACAUCUUGGGUCUCCUCUGGCUCCUGUUUGCCUCUGUUGUUCUCAUCCUGCUGCUGACCUGGGUCCGACACAUGAAACCACAGGCCCUGGACUUUGGCCAGUCUGUGGCCCUGGCCACAGCCAAGCACACCACACACGUGGAGCUGCAGAAGGGAAGGCAAGUGGCUGUGCCCCGGGCCUGCCUGCUUUUCCUUCAAGGGACACUCCCAACUUUCCGCUCCAGCAUCUUCCUGUGGGUCCGGCCUAAUGGCCGCGUGGGACCUCUGGUGGCAGGACGGCGGCCCUCAGCCCUGAGUCUGGGUCGCGGUCAGGACCUGCUGGGUACAGUGAGCGUUAGGUACUCAGGCCACAGCCUCUGAGGGUGAGUGAUCUGGGGACUUUAGAGGUUCUGAUGAGCUUUCUUAUUAGGAUAUAGCUGGGGCAGGGUGGGAGUAAAAAGCACAGGGUUGGGGGAAGUCUUAAUCAGUUUUCCUUUCUCAGAAGUCUUCUCUUCACACCACAGAAACACCUCAGGCCCAGCAAACCAGGAGGGGUAGUAAGAUGAGUUGGAUGGGUCAUUGAAAAGUUCCCAAUGCUCAAUCUGAUGCGGAUGAAGGUGUUUCGCAGACUACUAGAUUAUUACCACUUUCGGGAA
Messenger RNA from Phyllostomus discolor (pale spear-nosed bat), 2632 nucleotides. It is a transcript of the gene GP1BA, whose product is annotated as glycoprotein Ib platelet subunit alpha. The coding region runs from base 210 to 2357 and encodes 715 amino acids. Gene Ontology annotation, molecular function: protein binding. The record is from RefSeq and is a predicted model, not a curated record. Lineage: Eukaryota; Metazoa; Chordata; Mammalia; Chiroptera; Phyllostomidae. The transcript has 2 exons.